This is a messenger RNA of Didymodactylos carnosus, 513 nucleotides long. Lineage: Eukaryota; Metazoa; Rotifera; Eurotatoria; Philodinida; Philodinidae. The record is from the annotation of a GenBank genome assembly.
AUGGCAUAUCCUUAUCAUCCGUACUAUCAAGGUGGAGUAUAUGGUUACCAUCCAGGAUAUUCGACUGUAAAUCCAUUAGUCUACCAACCAUAUCACCAGGAUCCUUAUCCACAGUCAUUUUAUCGCGGUCAAUCAGAUCCAUACGGAAAUCAAGAACAAGGAUACCAAGGCCAUCAAGCACUCGUACAAACUCAACCUGGUGAGGAUACGAAUUUACUCUUGUCCACAACUGAAUGGUCAGUGGGUAUCUGUAAUUGCUGUGAUGAUUGUAAACAAUGUAAGUUUCUGCUUUACAGUAUGUCAGAGGGAGAUGCAUCAGUUGCUAAGAAAAUAAAUGAGCCGUUAUCUGGAUGUUUAUGCGUGCCAAAUAUCGUUGCAGUCUAUCGAAUGAAAGUACGAACAAUGUUCAAAAUAAAAGGUGAUUCUUGUGAUGACUGCUGUGUGAGCUGUUUUUGUCCACCAUGUGCUGGAGUUCAACUGAUGCAAGAAUUGAAAAAUAGAGGACUUCCGUAA